Tarenaya hassleriana is the source of this 1331-nucleotide messenger RNA. RefSeq names its product phospholipase A(1) DAD1, chloroplastic-like. The transcript has a single exon. Bases 123 to 1316 code for a protein of 397 amino acids. Lineage: Eukaryota; Viridiplantae; Streptophyta; Magnoliopsida; Brassicales; Cleomaceae. Gene Ontology annotation, biological process: lipid metabolic process. Gene Ontology annotation, molecular function: glycerophospholipase activity. The record is from RefSeq and is a predicted model, not a curated record.
UGAAGAUCUCAAUUCCGACACAAAGGUCAUACCCUCCGACAAACAUUGCCACCGUUCACAGACAAUAUUCCGACCACUCCUCGGCGAAACUUGCGGUCCAACCUCCCAACCGGUCGCUUGGCAUGCAUUCACUGAGUCAUGACUCGUCUCUGACGGUCGCUUCCACGUCUCUGUCUAAGUCGUCGACAUCUACGGCUGAGAUUAACCGUGGACUUGGAAAGAGGUGGAUGGAGAUCCAGGGGUUCAACAAUUGGGAAGGAAUGCUCGAUCCUCUCGACGAAAAUCUCCGGCAAGAAAUCUUACGCUACGGCAAGUUCGUCGAAGCUGCUUAUCGAGCCUUCGAUUUUGACCCUUCGUCCCCGACAUAUGCCACGUGUAAGUUCCCCCGUAAGUCCCUCCUCGACCGUUCCGGCGUCGGAGAAUCCGGUUAUCGCAUAACCAAAAACCUACGAGCCACGUGCGGAAUUAAUCUGCCACGUUGGCUCGAGAGCUCGCCGAGGUGGGCCAAUACGCUGUCCAGCUGGAUAGGCUACGUGGCUGUCUGCCAGGACAAGGACGAGAUCGCCCGGCUUGGCCGCCGUGACGUCGUCAUUGCGUUCCGCGGCACGGGCACGUGCAUGGAGUGGAUCGAAAACCUCCGAGCCACUCUCACCGACUUCCCUGGCGAUGAUGAGGCGCCGACGGGGAUGGUGGAGAGUGGUUUCCUGAGUCUGUACACGUCGGGGACCGCCACGUGUCCGAGCCUGAGAGACAUGGUGAGAGAGGAGGUGGCCAAGGUGGUGGAAACGUACGGCGACGAGCCGCUCAGCUUCACCGUCACCGGGCACAGCCUCGGCGCAGCGCUAGCGACUCUGACGGCGAGUGAUAUCAACGCGGUAUGCGGUGGCGAAACGGCGUUGGUGACCGUCGUUUCGUUCGGCGGUCCGCGCGUGGGAAACACACGGUUCAGGCGGCAGCUAGAGAAAAGUGGGACCAGGGUGCUUCGAAUAGUCAACUCGGAUGACGUUAUCACGAAAGUCCCAGGGUUCGUAAUCGACAACAAUGACGUGGCAUGCCACGUGGGAGGGCUUCCUACGUGGUUGGAGAAGAUGCAAUGGGAUUACGCAGACCUGGGCCGGGAGCUGAGAUUGAGCAGCAAGCAAUCGCCGUUUCUAAGGAAAACUGGCGUUGCCACGUGUCACGAGCUCGGGACUUAUCUCCACUUGGUCAACGGCUUUGUGAGCUCCACGUGUCCGUUUAGGACAACGGCGGAAAUGAUGCUGAGAGACCAGCACAUGAUGAAACUCCGGAAAUUGCAGAAGCUUGGGGUGAAUUAGAUUUAGAUGUUUUUG